This is a messenger RNA of Closterium sp. Naga37s-1, 400 nucleotides long. NCBI's taxonomy places the organism in Eukaryota, Viridiplantae, Streptophyta, Zygnematophyceae, Desmidiales, Closteriaceae. The record is from the annotation of a GenBank genome assembly.
GCGCCUCUGCCCUGCGUGCGCUGCCGGCUCACGAGUUUUGUCAGAGGAGCUUUGUGUUGGGCUAUGGCAAGCACGAGGGCUUAGGCAACAACCUGUAUAAGAUCCUCACGGCUCCAGCUCUUGCUCUCAUGCUCAACCGCUCCAUUAUCGUGGGCGAGAACUAUGGCACGCGGCCACUGAUGGAGAGCAACAAGACGGUGGGGCAGCGGCUGUGGAAGGACUAUCUCGCCUUCUCCCCAGAAGUAUUCUCCAUGCUCGAGUUGAGGCACCUCUGGUAUCAGCAUGACUGCGAGCGGCGCUACAGGCGGCCUCUGGUGGUCAGGACGGACUCUUUUGCCAACCGGGCAAGAUCACGCACUAUGUGUGAUGAUUGGUCCACGUGGAGGGAACCCAUCAUCUG